This is a messenger RNA of Endocarpon pusillum Z07020, 1491 nucleotides long. RefSeq lists its product as uncharacterized. The coding region runs from base 1 to 1491 and encodes 496 amino acids. Lineage: Eukaryota; Fungi; Ascomycota; Eurotiomycetes; Verrucariales; Verrucariaceae. The record is from RefSeq and is a predicted model, not a curated record. The transcript has a single exon.
AUGUGUGGACUACAGACAGCUAAACGCAAUCACGAUAAAGAAUCGGUAUACGCGUUACCACUUAUCUCAGAACUCCACGACAGGAUUCGCGGAGCAGAAUGGUUCACAACGCUCGACCUACGGGGAGCAUACAAUCUGGUCAGAAUGAAGGAAGGAGAGGAAUGGAAGACCGCGUUUCGUACACGGUAUGGCCACUACGAAUAUCUCGUUAUGCCAUUCGGGUUGACAAAUGCACCCGCAACAUUCCAAGCCUUGGUUAACGAUGUCCUGAGAGAAUUCUUAGACAUCUUUGCCGUGGCAUACCUCGACGAUAUCCUUAUCUACUCGAAAACAGAAGAGGAACACAAGAGCCAUGUGAAGCAAGUGCUUCGUGCUCUAAAGAAGGCACAUCUCCUAGUCAAACUAGAGAAGUGUGAAUUUCACAAGAAGAAAGUGAAGUUCCUAGGUUACAUCCUAACCACGAGUGGAAUCCAGAUGGACGAAUCCAAGGUUAAGGCAGUACAAGACUGGCCUCAACCAAAGAAUGUUAAGGAAAUACAAUCUUUCCUCGGAUUCGCGAACUUCUACAGGAGGUUCAUUGAAGGGUACUCGAAGAUCACAGCGCCACUGACUUCGAUGACCAAGAAAGAUCAACCCUUCCAUUGGGGAAUAGAAGCAGAGUCUUCAUUCCAGGAGCUGAAGAGACGAUUCACGUCCGCUCCCAUACUUGCGACAUUUGACCCAGAGAGGCAAAUAGUCCUGGAAACAGAUGCAUCAGACUAUGCCAUAGGAAUGUGCAUAAGUCAACCAGACGACGAAGGACGACUAAGGCCAGUUGCCUUCUACUCGAGAAAGAUGAUUCCAGCGGAACUCAACUACGAGAUCCAUGACAAGGAACUCUUAGCCAUCGUAACAGCAUUCGACGAAUGGCGUGUGUAUUUGGAAGGAUCCAAGUACCCAGUGAAGGUAUACACAGAUCACAAGAAUCUACUCUACUUCACUACGACCAAGGAACUCAACAGGAGACAGGUCAGAUGGUCAGAAACAUUGUCAAGAUAUAACUUUGAGAUCUCUUACAGGAAAGGGAAUGACAAUGCAAAAGCAGACGCGCUCAGCAGACGCGUAGACCACUCCAAGGAUACCAAAGCACCACCUGGAUCAAUACUGCGAUUGAACCCAGACGGAUCGAUGAGAUAUAACGAUUCAGUGCUUGCAGCUACUUUCACGAUCUCUGAUCAAGAUCAAGAGAGACAGCUCAUCAGGGCGUACCAAAAGGACAGAUUGGCGAGGGAAAUCAAAAAGAAACCCGAAAACUACCCAGCGUUCGAAAUACAAGACAGCGGGCUGAUCUUGUACAAAGGACUAGUGUAUGUGGCCAACUCUGCAAAGGAUACGAUACUUCGUCGGUAUCACGAAGAAAUGCCAGCCGGACAUCAAGGGAUUGACAAGACACUUGAACGGAUUUCAAGAUUGUACUACUUCCCACAAAUGAACAAAUCCGUCCGAGAAUAG